Molecule: messenger RNA, 5511 nt
Organism: Sebastes umbrosus (honeycomb rockfish)
Lineage: Eukaryota; Metazoa; Chordata; Actinopteri; Perciformes; Sebastidae
Exons: 5
Coding region: 31-4308 (1425 amino acids)
Cellular component (GO): nucleus
Source: RefSeq, a predicted model, not a curated record
AUCUGAGUGUAUGAAACCCACUCGAACCUGAUGGCGUGCUACUACAUUGUGAUCAGUUCCACCCACCUGCGUGACGGACAGCUGAGGAGCAUCAAGGGGGUGUUCAGAGGACCAAUAGGAGCCAGCGGACAGAGAAACACGGAGGAAGGGGACUCCAGUUUCUACUGCGAGCUCUGCGAUAAGCAGUACGUGAGACACCAACAGUACGACAACCACAUCAACUCCCACGACCACCACCACAAGCAGCGCCUCAAGGAGCUGAAGCAGAGGGAGUUUUACAGAGCGCUGGCCUGCAGGAGGCAGAGGAGGCGCAGGGAGGAGGUGAGAGAGGAGCGAGCGCUGAGGAGGCUCCACAAGCAUGAAGAGAGGAGGACGGGGGAUUGUGCUCCAGGUUCUGGUCCCAUGUUCCGGUCCACCACGGUGGCGGUCGACCCGUCAAACCAGACCAGACCGGACUUCGUGCAGAACUGGGGCGACGUCCAUCCGAGCGGCGCCGCGCUGGGACCAAAGCCUCAAACCCCGCUGAUCCAGCCCUUCCUCCCACUGGACCCCGCACUGGAAACCAGUCUCCUGGGCAACGCGCAGUGGCCGUACGACCCGACGGACGCCAACAGCACCACGACGACGACCACUGAAUCCUGCAUCCUCAACAACGACAUGACCACCAAAACCAGGCACUUUAACAAGAUCCCCUGGGCUCAUAAUUACUCAAGCAACCCCAUUAUGACCAAUAACAUCCCCACCACCACUAAUGGCUCCAUUUUCAACAAAAACUUCAGCAAGGAAAUCACCACCGGUAACGCAGCAGACAUCAACACUAGCAGAGCAGACGUCCAGUCCGUACGCGGCAGACUCCGCCCCGUGUCCUUUUCGCUGCCCAAAAGGAGCUGCGUCCUCCUCCACCAAUCAGCCGCCGUCUUCAUCCAAGCCUCGGGGAAGCAAGAAGGCGUGACGGCGCAAGAGAGAGUCAAAGACGUGGGGGAGAAAGUCGCAGAUCAGCAGCUCAAAUCUCCAGUAUCUGUGGACGCUGUAGGUGUGGAUCACUGGGGGGACACUGGAAACCAGUGCAGUGGGGACAUUAAAAGUGCAAUCCAGCACUCUGAGGCUGGAGCCAAUAUGUCUAUUGUCUCUGGGACCGAAGCCCAGGUUUCUUUAUGUAAUCGCAAUGUGAUCAGAGUCGAGGACUCUGUUAUCAGCGGGAAUGGAGGCCAGCUCUCCUUAUGUAAUGACAAUGGGACUGGAGCCCGAGUCGGCGGUGAGACCGGGACUGGAGCUCAUCUUUAUUUAAACAGUGUUAGCACAGUUGUGGCUAAAGAUUCAGUGCGUAGAGACAGCGAGGCUGAAACCCAUGACGAUGACGAGGUGAAAGAUUUGCUUUGUCCUGCAACAAAUCAGCCUCAAAAAUCAGUUUUACAUGAGACCAAAGAGUCUUCAAUCCAGCCCAAAGAAUCAAACGGCGCUAAAGACGCAACUUCUUCGCCUCCAAAUCGUCCCAAAGAGCCGUUUUGUCGAGUCCUGAGCCGAGACGGCAGCCGGGUUCUUCUAUGGCCGUCGGAGAUGGUCAGCUACACCAAGACGUCGCCCUCCAUCUCCUUCAGCAUCAACCCUCUACUGUACGACUUCAGAGCACACAACAAGGCCAAGGAAGGGGGCGAGGAGAAGAAAGGAGGGCGGGAGGGAAUAAAGCCGCCUGUGAUCAAACAACCCGACUGCCAACGGAGGCAGGAAGUUAUGGAGGGAGGAAGGGAGCUGAAGAUAGAUGAAAGGGAAGAAGAGGAUGAGGCAGGAAAUCCUAUAGCCCAUUGUAGCGGCGGUGGUGACGGUGCUCCGGACCGCUGCGGCUGCCGUGAUGAAAGCGCUUUAAAAUUCGUUCCCGCAGAAUGCCACCUUGCACCGACGCCAGGCCUUCAGAAAACAGGCAGGAGGAGGAGGAGGAAGAGGAGGGGAGGAGUGAGGAGAGGAAUGAGGAAGAGGGGGAGGAGGAAAAGAGGAGAGGAGACGGAUAGAAAAGACUCAGAAAGGGGAAGGAGGAUAAUAAGCGGCGUUUCUGUGAAUCAGAUGUUUGAAGGCGAGAGGUUGAAAAGAGAGGGCGCCGAGAAAGAGGAGCGCAGAGAAAAGGGGCUAUUAAGUAAUCUGGCGGUGCAUCGGCUGGUGGGAGGGAGAGAGAGGAAGAUGAGGGGAGAAGAGAGGAGGAUAAGAGGAGAUCAGCCGGAGCGAGAGAGGGUAGGUAGAAAUGACGAGAAGCGAGGAGAGCUAUUAAGUAAUCUUCCUGUGAAUCGGUGUAAUCGGUGUAACCAGCUGUGUGUGCAGGUGAAGAGGGAGGCCAGCCAGCAUCAAUCCCAGCAAUCAGCCUCCGGGUGGGGCCACGGGCUCAGAAAGCUCCUCUGUAGGGGUGCAGCAUGUAACUCACUGAUUAGCCCCGUCCCCGGGUCUGUAACAGAGACGCCACGCUGCCCUGCAAUUACGCCCGACCCUGCUCAGAACGACAGAGAGAUACACAAAAAUACAGGGAGGCAGGAAGGGCAGAGAGAUGAGGAGCGGAGGAAUCCGAGGAGGACGGAGAUAAUAGGAGAAGACGCGUUUAACCUCGUGGUUUCUUCUCCCUGUCGAGGAACAUCACGCGAGCUGCAAAUUUGUCUUGUUCCUGCGCCUCGCAGGGAAACAGCGUGCGAUCCGGCGAUUAGCCUCGUCCCCACUCCCUUUAGAGAAACAGCGUGCAGUCAAAGACAAACAAUACCGGCAGGACACAGCCGCCCUGCGUCGGGCCUGGCGCCACGCUGCUCCGCACAACAGACAGGAAUCAGAUCAGCCGGCGCAGACGUGACCCUCCCCAGCAAUGCCAUGUCAAAGGAAGCGAUGUCGAAGAGAGCAGCCGCCAAGAGGAAGACGGCACCGCCCGAGGCCGGGGAAACGCCGAGGAAGAAACGGAAAAGGGGAAGGAGGCAAGCGAGGCGAGCCGUGUGUGAUCCGAGACAGGAAGGAGCUUGUGUCGGGUCGACCGCUGACCUCGGCGUGGAGACUGGGACAAUCCUGUGCGGUCCAGACGGCAACGGGACGGAGAAAAACUGCCACUUAGUCUGCAGGACAAAACACAGCGUGUGUCAUAAAACGAAUAACAGUGAGCCGGACAACUACUGCCGCUGUGAUGACAGUAACGGCGGCAACGGCGACGCCUGUGCAGGCGAGGGAAAGAGGAAGUGCCGGACUGACUGUGACACAACAAGCGACCACAGUCAGUGUGAUAAAAAACACGAUGACGCUACUCGUGACAAUCCUGACGACAAUCCAAGCUGUGGCGAGACGGACAAAGACGAGGGUCGCUCUCCUGAUCACGUAGACAAACCUACCUGCAACACCGCGGACACACCUGUGGACUUCUGUACCUGUAGCGUGGACGCUGACCGCUGUCAGUGUGAAAACAAGAGUGAAAACGUGUCCUCUGAUACUGAUAAAACCACUGAUGUUUGUGAGGAAGCUGCAGCUCAGAGAUCAGAGUGUAACGACGGCUGUAACUGUAAAACCAAUGACGCAUGUUAUCACAAUUGUGAUUACAACAACACACAUAACAAAAGUGGGCUGAAUGAGGAGGUUGAAACCAAACCGCCGAGUCACAUCCAACACAACCUCUCUGAUCCAAUUGAUCAGAAAACCUGCAGCCGUAUCGAUCAGGGAAAUGGAGACGAUAUUGACGCUGCUCAGUGUGAUUAUCUUAGUGAUUGUAAUCGCUGCGCUAAUGUCGUUGGCGUCAGAAAUGCGACAGAGGCUGACGUACUGAGAGAGGCGGAAAGAGAUGCAGAGAAAGAGAGGAAGAAGGUGAAGGAGAAGCAGGAGGAGUGGGAGAAGGAGUGGGUGAGGAGGAAGGAGAGAGAGGACAGGGAGAGGAGGAAGGAGAUAGAUUUCUACGCAGAAAAGAGGCCUCGUUUCCCCCACGCCCUCCCUCCGCAGUGCGUCCCCCUCCACGCUCCCCUCCUCCUCCCGCCUUCCUCCUCUUCCUCCUUCUCCUUCCGUCACACCAUCAUCCAGCAUCACCUCUCCCUCCUCCCGCCGCCGUCGCACCUCCCCGUCCACUCGUACCCUCACCUUCUCACCUCCUUCUCCCCACCUCUCACUCUUAAUCCUCCACCGCCUCCUCCUCCUCUUCAUCCCUCUUUCUACUCCUCAUCCCCCCACAUCCCGUUCCUGGAAGCCCCCGGUCCGUAUCCCUUAGCGACGGCGUUUCAUCCCAUGCAGAGUCACCACCACCACCACCACCCGUCUCUGUAUCCCCCGCAUCAUCCUGCAGUCCUGCCCUUACAGGUGUUGUUCUAACAAAUGCAUUAAAUACACUCAUUAAAGGUGCAUUCUCACAUUUUUCUAAGUUGUCUGGGUGAAAGCAGCUUGCACGUGUCAUUACCUGCAUACUCGACACGCGAGUGAAAACAAUUUCAAGUAGAAAAACAAUGCCGAUCUUUGUUGAAGCCAACCCCCCGGCAACCUCAUCACCUCGUCCAAAACACUCAAAGCACUGAUUCACACGUCUGAAAAAAAAAUGAUGGCUAAUUAUCUUCAUCAGUCGCAAUCCUGCUCCAAAUGAGCCUCAGGUGUGCAGCCAGUGGAGUCGCAGCGGCGGGGAAACACAGCUGGGCUCGUUUCCCCUCGGCAGAAAUCAGGCGACGCUCCUGUUUUGCAUUUUAAACCGAUGAUUUGCUCGGUUUUAACGCGUGUUGGAAACUAUGGUUUGUGACUUGUAAAGGACAAAUCCAUCAGAUAUCUUUCUGUCCUCCUGAGAGCUUCUACUUCAGUUGGUGAUUUCCUACUUUUCCCUGAAUGGCGUUGGAGACAGAUGUGAAGUCGUUGCUCUCAGCUGGAGGUUAUUAAGAGCUGAUGACCCGCUUGCCUUUUUAAGCUAGCCAUAUCCUCGGUUAGGAAGUCUGUUUUUCCCCAGUAGAGGGUUUCUAAAUGGUUGAAACAAGAUCCUGGGGUUUCCUGUCCAAAAUUAAUGUUAAAAAUGAAUAUAUCUACUACGUUACUGAGCGGUAAAAUGAUGAUUUUAACAAAGAAAAAACAAUCAUUUUGUCACAAACGUCUCUGAACAGCACUCGUACAUUCAACCUUAAAAAAGGCUCAAACUAGAUAAUAGUCGUGUCCUAAUUCCUUUCAACACACUAAUUAUGUGAUUAAAUUAAGUUCACUCAAAGAUGCCAGUAUGUAGGGAUGUCAUGAGAACCAAUACUUCAGUACCAAGCAAUGUCAAAAUUCUGAAAAUAGUACAACAGGUAUAGUAGGUAUCGUCAGGGUUCAAGAUUAAUGGUGUCCCGGCGUCCCGGGUUUGGGACCAUAAACUGUAUAUAAAAGUGGACGUAGUCACCGUGACGGACCAGAAGUAACACGAGGCGACCAAAUUGUUAGAGUUAACUUUCAUGAAGUGAAAACACACUGUGAAAGGGUUAAAGUUGUAAGACGAAAACAAAAACAACUCCCAGACCGGACAACGCCGUGGUAGCGACCUGUCAAUCACAAGGUAGCAUCCCC